AUGAUGCAGGCAACGAUGGGACAAAAACAAGGCGUUGAAUCUAGAGUCGAAGAUAUGAUCAUCACGGGGCCGUCACCGUUCGAUUUCUUGCCGGAGGAUUGCAUCUCUAAAAUAAUCUCCUUCACAAGUCCACGUGACGCCUGCGUCGCCGCUUCGGUUUCAAAAACCUUUGAAUCGGCGGUUAAGUCAGAUACCGUGUGGGAGAAGUUUCUCCCGUCAGAAUAUUCCUCUCUGAUCCCACGAUCGAGAGCUUUCUUGUCCAAGAAGGAACUCUAUUUCUCUCUCUGCAAUGAUCCUGUUUUAAUCGAAGAGGGAAAAAAGAGCUUCUGGUUAGAGAAAGGAAGUGGAAAAAGAUGUAUUAUGUUAUCUUCGAAGGAAGUGUGGAUCACAUGGGGAAGUAGUCCACAAUAUUGGCGAUGGGUUUCAGUUCCUGAAUCUAGGUUUGAGAAAAUAGCAGAGCUACUCAACGUAUGUUGGUUUGAGAUUCGUGCUGGGAUGCAUACUCGUUACCUAUCUCCAAGAACUCGUUACUCGGUUUACAUUGUGUUCAAGACAGAGGACGGAUGUCCUGGAUUGGGUGAUAUCCCGGUAGAAGCUGGAGUUGGGUUGGUUGGACAAGAAUCUUCUCAAAAGUUGAUAUACUUUGUUGGGCCUAGUGGUCGAAGGAGGGAGAGAGAAAGGAGAGAUGUGACUAGACCAAAGGAGAGGGAAGAUGGUUGGAUGGAAGCUGAGCUUGGUGAGCUGUAUAAUGAAUCAUGUUGUGAGGAUAUCUCGGUUAGUGUUGUUGAGAUCAAGUCUCCUUAUUGGAAACGUGGUUUGAUCAUUCAAGGAUUUGAAUUUCGCCCCGCGAAAACUCAGUAA
Eruca vesicaria subsp. sativa (arugula) is the source of this 861-nucleotide messenger RNA. NCBI's taxonomy places the organism in Eukaryota, Viridiplantae, Streptophyta, Magnoliopsida, Brassicales, Brassicaceae. The record is from the annotation of a GenBank genome assembly.